ACCAAAACACAAGAACAAGAAAUCAGUUGAUAGUACGCGAUCCGUGGAACGACAUCAUCCGAAAAUUAGAGCGCGAAAAGUGUUGGUUCGCCUGGUAAAAAUACGCAGAGAUUUUUUUCGUUCCGGUUCUGGUCCGAAUAAAACGCUUACUCUGACGGCGCUUUCUGUUCCUCGAUUUUCUGAUUAAAGUGGAAUUAUUUUCUAUUUGUAACGAGAAUAUGCCGCCUGUUAGAUGGAAGAUAUGUUUAUGUAUUACAGGUGUAUUGAUUCUCGUCGCGUCGACUGUAGAAGCACAACAGAUGCAGGAUCCAAUUUCGAUGUCUUCAGAUGGUUGGCGACCAAUCGUCGGUACAAGACGACAAUCGAUCAACGGGGAUCAUCCAGUGUCUCACUAUCCAGUUGUGCAAUCCGAGCUCAUUGACAUCGAAGCCACAACUCUUCCAGUUACUAAGAUCCAAAAGGCGCCAGUUAAAAAUGUAGCUUAUAGCAAAGGCUCUAAAGGUAAUAAAAUUAAACCUAUUUCUAAAACUACUGGCUCUUACGUAACUGGACCAACUGGACCUCAGUACCCAUCCUCUCAGAACCAACAAAUUAAAAAACCAGGAGUAAAAAAGGUAUCUCUAUUACAGUCCAAGCCCAGAAAACCGGUAAGAGGACAAGCAAUGGCUCACAGUACGAGAAACGAAGUGUUUAUUCGACCUCCUAGUCAAAAUCAAGGAGUGUAUUCGUUUGGUAAACCAAUACCAACAAGUAACCUCAACACCAGAGAGGUCCAAGGAAUUGGUCUACUAGGUGGAAAUCAGUUUAGUCUAAAUCAGCCUAAUGCACCUAUCGAAUUUGCUAAUCAGUACCCAUUGCCUGGCGGUACAUUUUUUCAAAGACCCGCAUUUCUCUUCACCAAACCCGUUCAGAACGACGAAUUCACCAGGAACUUAGCACCACCACCAAGAUCUCAGCAAAGUACAAAAGCUAAUACACAGUAUUCAGUAUAUGCUUUUAAGGAAGGAGGUCCUAUAACAGACGCAAGUUCUAAUUUUCCACAAUUUGGAGUUAAAGCAAAUCAAUAUACACCUCAGGUAGCUCCAAUAUUUGACUACACCAAUCAACAACAACAACAGCAACAACCCCAAAGACAAAGUCAGAAACAGAAAGGGCAAGCUGCGGAUGUUCAAGUUACCAAAGAGAAUCUUAAACAAUUUACUCAAAACGGGCCUAGUUCAUUUGGCCUAAUUCCUGGAAGGAAUAAUUUUCCCAUUCAAUUUGUGGAUUAUGAUUUUCAUUCUGUCAAGUCCAAGCCCACCAAUUUACCCAGUACUUUAACCUAUGAGGUUACUGAAGGAAAAUGGCUCGAUACUUCAUCUCAGCAAUACCAAUUCAGACCUAUAAACACUUUUAUACAACGGCCAAAAGUCUCACAACAAAUCAACGCCAGACCUGGACUCCUAUUCCAAGCUGAACCUCCACCAACUAGACCUCCAGUAUUUCCAUCGCCAUUGGUGGACAUUAGCGUUCCACCUUUCCUACCUACACCUCACAGACCGGAUAAUAUAGCACCAACAUCACCAACCCAUAGUGAAGCCUCUACAGUUUUUAAUAAAGUUACAGAUAAAAUGAAUAGAUAUAGAAAUGGAGCCUUAAAUAACAAUCCAUUAUUGUUCGACAUUAAGGAAGUUAGCACUCAUUAUCCAGUAGUGGGUAUUCCGGAUGUUCCCUCAGAAGGCAACACCGAAACACCUUUACCGAUAAACGAGAAUGGAGAAAUUUCUAAUGAAAUAACAACACAAAAAGAAUUAGAACUCCUCCACACAAGAAGACCUAUUAAAGAUUCUACCCGAGCUACCGUAUCAAGAGAUCCAACUAAAACAAGAAUAUCCAACAGACGGCCUAGGCCACGAAGACCAACAACCACAACUACCGAAGAAACCGUGGUAGAUGUUUACGAACCUCUUAAAGAAGCCGUUGAAGAAAUACCAAAAGAAACAGAAAAGCCCAGAAGAAGAAGACCAAGACCACCAAAUUACAGACAAAAAUCUGAAAAUGAGGAGCAGGUUCAAAACAAGCCUGAAGAACAAAGUUCCAGUCCACAAAGAGGAAAAUAUCGAUUCAGAACUAGAGAACGUCCAUCCAACGAUGACAGCAAUACUAGCACUUCUCAGAGAAAACGCUUUAGACCUUCGUUUUCGGAAAACAUCAUUAGAGAACAAAUAAAACCAUCUCAAGACGAAUCAAGCGAAUCAUCUAUAGAACACCAACAAAAUUCAUACGAAAAUUAUCCUACCGUUAACACGGCAAAUUCAUAUGAGCCAUCUCGUUCGCAGGAAACGACAAAUGACGAUACAAAUACUCAGACCGAAGUUCACAACAGUCCGUUUAUAGAAGAAAUUCAUCCUGUAACGAAUAACAAGCCUAGAGUGUCUAUAACGUCAUCUCAUAAUCAUGAAAGCAAUCCCAUACCACCCGCUCCGGAAAAUGAAGUUGACUAUACAACACAAACCUCUGUCGAACAAGAGGAACCAAGAGAGGAAACUACUGCAAUUACUACUACACCACAGACAACUACAACAACCACUGAAACAACUACUUCUAAAACACACCGGAUUCGAGUUAGACCAAAUAAAUUUGACGCAUCGAAUAGACCAAGAUUCAGCGUUAAAGAAUUCAGAGAGAAAUUCAAUCAGCACACAUCAACAACUCCGUCUAGUACAACAGAAAGUCGUCAUAAAAGCAGUACCACUGAUAACUUAAGAUUAAGAUUUCCUAAUCGAAGAACCCGACCAGGACCAAGUGCCACUACUGCUAUAAGUAGAAUAGAUGAAGACUCUACCGAAGAUACUUUAACUACUACUAAUACUCCUAGACAACGAUUUAAACCAAACCAGCCCAGAUUUCACCUCACCACCGAAGCUGACAACGUUAUAACCGAAAACAGUGUUAAAUCAGUUAACACAAGACUACGACCGUUUGGUAGGAUAAAAUCCACGACAGAAGCAACCACUGCCGGAACUAAAGUAUCCAUUCGACCCAAUCUUUUCUCAUCUAGACGAAGAAGCGGAUACCCUAGCUUGAAAAAUCGACUCGAUACUAAAGUGAAGAAAAACGAAGUGAAAGAUGAUGAGGAAGAACAUCCCCAAAAUAAUUCUGACCAAGAUGAUGAAGGGGAAGUCCAGAAGGGUGCUGAAUCGGGACCUAGUGAAGUAUCUACCGGUUCAACCGAGUUUACCUUUUAUCAGGUGACAAGUGAAGAGACUUCUACCGAAGCUACUGAAGCUUCGACGACAGAAGAUCUUAAAGUGGACGAUAUGAUACAGUCUCAAAGAGUUUCCGAUCUCACUUCGUCGUUUAAAGAUUACGAUAAACCUGGUGCGUUUAACAGUGUAGGAUCGACAAGUAGGAGUAUCCCAAACCAUUUCACACUAUCGACAGAUGAUCCAAUAUUGCCCAUUGAAGCUUUCUUCCCCAAUUUGAAAGAUAAAUCAAAAGAACGGUGAGGGCUCAGUAAUAUAUCGGAAAAAGUAAAAUGGUAUAUUUUAUAUGCAUUACUUGCUUAAAAGGUUAAAUGAUAACAAACCACAUAAAACAUUGACAUAAUGACAUUGGGAGUACAAGAGUAUAAUAUGUAAAUUAAGCUGCUGUGGCAAAUACCAUAUGAUGAAACAUAAUCUUCACAGAAGGGCGUAGACAUAACAUUUUAGUUCGAGCGUUCGAGUUAUAGUAAAUAUUUUUCUCGCUGUAGUUCUUGACACUGACAACUGCAACAAAUCCUGGUUAAGAAUUAGAACUAUAUUAUAAAAAUUAUAUUAUAUUUUUCAAACUGUAGUUUUAAUGCUUAACAAGGACUUCAAAUAACUCAAAAUCAGCUGUCACUUCGCCGUCAAGAACUUCAAUCAGAAAUACAGUACAGUUCAAACCGAAUUGCUAUUUCUACUAUGCCUACUAUGACCUCGUUAUUGACUCAAAUGUUACUUUUAAACAAUACUCAAUCUGAUAUUUUAUUUAAAUGUACCGUAUGAUCUAAAAAAAAACGGCGUCAGCGAUGGCUGUGAAAUGAAGAUCGCUGUCAUUUUACAUAUAAAAUUAUAUGGAGAAUGUCAUCGAUCAUCAUAUCAAAGCCAACUGGACGCCAUUUUUUUUCGAUCAUAAGGUAUAUUGUAUAUCAAAAUUUCUGCUGAUUUAGAAUUUCAAGUUGUAAGCGGAUAUGUAGAAUAAUAUGUAUUUAAAGUAUAUUAAGCUAAAUUAGGAUUUUAUAGACUUAGAUUAAGUAAAUUUCGAUAUUGGUACCAAAUAUUUAAUGUGCAAUUUUUGUAUAAAGACAUAUAAAUUAUUUAUUUUUAGUUGAAUAGUAUGUUAGGCUAAACCAAAUUUUGUAAUAUUCUGUAAUAUAUCUCCUAAACAUUUAGUAUUUUCUCUUAUACUAAUCAAUCAGUAGCAGAAUAAACAGAUUUAAUUUGGCCAAGUUUUUAAUUAAAAAUCAGAGACAUAGAGGUAGGGAGAAUGAGCAUGAACUGUGCAGUGAACAACUUAUUAUGUAUAAAAUAUAAAUAACAGAAAUCAGAAGAAUGCAAAAGCCGUUUAUAUCAAUCUAUAAGUUCAAAAUAAAAACACAAAAUAUUUGAACACAUCCAAACUAAUCUUGAAAAUCCUAGAAAUCGGAAUAUACCCCAGUCAAAAUAAACCAAAAAAAAUGGGGUUAAAUCACAAUAAUUCGCAUAGAGUUGAAAAUUGGUACAGGUCUUAAAUACACUAUUAUAAAUGAUAUCUGAAAAGUCCCCACCGCUGCCACGUCUGCUAAAGAAAUUAUUUAAGGUUAAAGGUUAAAUAUGUUUUUUGUUUUUUUCUCCUAAACGGUAAGCGCUGUCGCAAAAGUACCUUAAACAAAUGUUGUAGACCAUUAAAUUUUCUACAAUAAUGGUUCUUAUACUUUUUUCUUACGAACCACCAUUCCUGACAUAUGACGAUUUCAAAAGUUGAAAAACACGUAUUUUUCAUAAUAUGUACACAUUCAGUUUAAUUUAAUUCUAAUUUAUUAUUAAUUCCGCACCACCUGUGAGGUAGUGUACUUGCCGCAUUUUUUUAACGUGUUUCCCCUGUAGGCGUAGUCCACGAUCUAUUGUGGUUAAGUUUUAUUACACAUUAUACUAUUAAUUUUAAAAAACAGUGCUCUUGGUAAUGAUUAUAGUCGAACGGAUUAUUGUUGAUUUUGGGAGAAUUUUAAUCUGAGUGGUAAUCUUCAAAUAAUACUUAUAAUAAUAAAAUGAUACAACUUUCUUGUCUUCCUCCAACAUCUGCAUCUGCCUGUCAACACUAAAAUCGUGUAUACUAUCAAGUUCAAUUGUGGCUAGGCAAUCAACUGAACCCAGAAAACUGGGGUUGGAAAUUUAUAGAUAAUACUUUGGAGCUGAUUAAAACUUUACUUCCACCUGCUCCAGAAAAACUACUACACAACACAAUUUUUUGCAAUUGCAAAAAGGGUUGUAGCGCAAAUUGUGGUUGUAAAAGAGUCGGAUUGUUUUGUACACCAAUAUGUACUAAUUGUCAAGGUCAGUCUUGCUCCAAUAUUGACUUAAAUACAGAUGAGGAUUUUGAUGAGGAGACAACUGAUGCAUCUGUUAUAGAUGGAUUUCCAGAUAUUCCGCAAGAAGAUGAGAAAGAAAAAAGCGAAGAAGACAUUACUGUUGAAGUAUCAUUUGAAGAUUACCACUCAAAUUAAAAUUCUCUCAAAAUCAACAAUAAUUCGUUCGGCUA
This is a messenger RNA of Sitophilus oryzae (rice weevil), 5742 nucleotides long. RefSeq names its product proteoglycan 4-like. The record is from RefSeq and is a predicted model, not a curated record. The transcript is spliced from 10 exons. Lineage: Eukaryota; Metazoa; Arthropoda; Insecta; Coleoptera; Curculionidae. The coding region runs from base 219 to 3488 and encodes 1089 amino acids.